Cercopithifilaria johnstoni is the source of this 2148-nucleotide messenger RNA. NCBI's taxonomy places the organism in Eukaryota, Metazoa, Nematoda, Chromadorea, Rhabditida, Onchocercidae. The record is from the annotation of a GenBank genome assembly.
AUGCUUUUCAUACCAUUAUUGCAUAUUCAGCAGUUAUAUAUUACCAUAUAUUUGUUAUUCCUUGCACCUUUACUAUUUAUUACGAUAUUGGUACCUGGAAUUAAGGGACAAAAUUUAGAGAAAUCAAGAUCAGUUUGGGUGGAACAAGGCUUAUUACUUGGUAAAAUUUACAAGUUAGCCAAUAAUCAUGUUCAAAUAUUUCGCGGUAUACCGUAUGCUGAAGCACCUAUUGGUCCUUUACGAUUUAAGCGUCCGGUAAAACGAGCACGUUGGCAUCAGGAAUAUGCAGCACUUCAUUACGGAGCUCCAUGCUUACAAUUUAUGGAAUUUCAUAAGCAAGAUAAAUUUGGUGGUUCAAAUAUGCAAAAUGAAAAUGAAGAUUGUCUAUUUCUUAAUGUCUUCUCACCAUAUGAUCCUGAAGAAGAAUCGAAAUUAUAUCCGGUUAUUGUAUGGAUUCACGGUGGAUCAUUUUUAGCUGGUUCAGGUGAUACUGGUAUUGAUAUGGAAGUGAUAACUAAACAUUUUACAUCUAAUGGUGUUGCAUUGGUAACGCUUAAUUACCGCCUUGGACUUUUGGGAUUUAUGAAUUAUAAAGACAACGAUCAUAUCGAAGGUAAUUUCGGUAUUUGGGAUUUGGUGAUGGCACUGGAAUGGAUUCAAACAAAUAUGAAGCAAUUGAAUGGUGACCCAUCAAGAGUUACAGUUAUGGGUGAAAGUGCUGGUGCAGCUGCUGCUUCGGUACUUGCAGUAUCACCCAAAACUAAAGGUCUGUUACAUCAAGCGAUCAUGUUAUCCGGUUCCUCAACUGCCGGUUGGGCUGUUCAUCGUUUUGGCCAACCGGCUUGGAGUGUAAAUAAUAUUGCAGCAUAUGUUAAGUGUGAGAAAGAAUUUGAUAAACAAACAACAGAAUCAUUAUUAAAAGCUGCCGGAUUGUCAACUAUCAGUAAAGAAUGUAAUAUGCAAGAUAAAAUACCUGAUUGUUUAACUAGUAACGAAGAAGUGAGUCAUAUGGAAAUGAUUGAAUGUUUACGAAAUAACCUAAAUCUUUCAUCAUUUUCAUUCCGUUAUGCAAUUGCUGCUGAGCUAGGAGUAUCGAAAAUGGUAGUGGAUGAUGAACUGAUACCACAAUCUGGUGCUGAAUUAAUUAGCAAGAAUGCACGGAUACCAAUCAUAACUGGUGUCGCACAACAUGAAUGGGCUCAUAAAAAAGCACAUGAAUAUGGUUUAAAUGAAUUCAAAAAUAUUUCAAUUGAGGAUUGCAAUAAUAAUAUUCGUAAAAUUAUCAAUGAACACUAUCAUACCGGUUGCGCAAAAAGACUUCAUAAUUCAACAUUGGAACUUAUCGCAAAUGCUAGCUUUUUAAGGUAUAUUGAUACGCCAGAAAAUAAUCGUAUUUUGACACGUGUUGUUCACGGAUUGCAAGAUUUAGAGGCGGAUAUCGAAUUUGUAGCGCCAGCGCAGCGUGAAAUUGAUAGUUACGUGGAAAAUGGCAUACCUGUUUAUGCAUAUUCAUUCAAUUAUUUCCCAAAAUCGCCAAUUUAUGAGGAAGAACAGAAAAGAUAUACCAUUUUUGGCAAAGAAACAAUUAAAGUAAAACGAAAAGAACUUCAAAUACAACGAAAUGGUCAACCAAGAGCAUUUCAUGGUUUGGAUCAUGCAUAUAUAUUUACAAAUGGUUAUAGUAAUAAUUUAUUUAUUGAACCAUUCACUAAAAGAGAUCAACAAAUGGCUAAAAUGCUUUCAACAAUGAUUACAAAUUUUGCCAAAUAUGGACAACCAACACCAACUGAAUGGAAUGGUUUUAAAUGGACACCAUUUACAAAUCAAUCUGCUCAAUAUGCAAUUUUAGAUUUACCUCCCAAGAAAGCGAUUGGUACUUUACAUUGGCCUGUAACAAAUUUUUGGAAUAAAGAAGCGGUACUUUUAGAAAAAUUAUCAUUACGUGAAAAACCUGUGCAAACGUUAAGUGAAGAAUUAACUGCCGAUGAACGAUUGCAGUUAGCAGCUUAUCGACGCGCAUGGUGGGCAUUAUGGUUAUUAGUUGGUAUGAUCGCAUUGGUCAUUUGGGUCAGUGUUAUUUGUAUGGUUGUGACACGAUGUCAUAGUCCUCGAGCAAAACCAUACAAUAAUAUUGUUGUCAAUAGGUGA